Vitis vinifera (wine grape) is the source of this 1077-nucleotide messenger RNA. Its product is annotated as sister chromatid cohesion protein PDS5 homolog C-like. Lineage: Eukaryota; Viridiplantae; Streptophyta; Magnoliopsida; Vitales; Vitaceae. The transcript has 6 exons. Bases 25 to 1077 code for a protein of 350 amino acids. The record is from RefSeq and is a predicted model, not a curated record. Gene Ontology annotation, biological process: mitotic sister chromatid cohesion; DNA repair. Gene Ontology annotation, cellular component: chromatin; nucleus.
AGGUUUGCUUUUAAUGAAUGACAAAUGCAACGACAUGAAGCUAGUGUGAAAAAGAAGGCCGAGUCUUAUUUGGCAAAGGUGGAACAACAACCAUGUAUGUCAACAAAGAUUGCACUUUCAAGUCUCAUGGAAGCAUUGGUCGCAGAUCAAAUCUUGAAGCAUGGAAAUGGUGAUGUCAAAGUGUCAGCUGUUGCCUGCAUAAGUGAGAUCACAAGGAUAACGGCACCAGAUGCUCCUUAUGAUGAUAAUCAAAUGACGGAAAUUUUCCAGCUGACUGUAGCAUCAUUUGAGAACUUGUCUGAUAUGAGGAGUCCUUGUUAUUCCAAGGCCGUUUCAAUUCUUAAGAGUGUUGCAACCUACAGAUGGUGCCUGGUGAUGCUGGACCUUGAAUGUGACCGAACAAUUAUUGAUAUGUUCCAACUUUUUCUAAAUGUCAUUAGGUCUGACCACCCAGAAGAAGUAUUUUCAGCCAUGGAGACUAUUAUGACUCUGGUCAUGGAUGAAAGUGAAUAUGUUUCGGUUGAGCUUCUUAGUCCCAUUCUAGCUACUAAUGUGUCACCUAUUUGUUGGAGGUUGGGAGAGAAAGCUAUAACCAACUGUGCAGCCAAGCUUAGGCCAUAUCUCAUGGAAGUGGUAAAAUGCCUGGGAACUCGUUUGAGUGAUUAUGCUCCAGCUGUUGCUACCAUUUGCCAAAAUGAAUCUAACACCCGACAAUAUAAUCUCAAUGUCAGUGGUUCAAGGGCACAUUUGGUGGCUAAAGUGUUCUCAGAAGACGUUGUCUGUCCUAGAGAAGUUGGUCCAUCUGGGGAAGAAUCUUUGAAGUCAAUGAUCUGUAAUGAUGCUUCUCAGACGAAGGACACUUUUAUAGACUACAAUUCUUUUGAUAGAUUAAAUCAACGUUCUACUAGGAAGAAACUUCUUGUAGAAACUGCUGACAAACCUGUCAAAAUAACCCAGAAACGGAGUUGGAAACCUUAUUUUUUGGUGAAUCCAGAGGAAGGCUAUGAUUAUUGUUGGAUUGGGAGGAGGAAAAGGGCUAAUCCAAGGAAAAUAAUUACAGAAGCAUCAUCAAUUUGA